CCACGGCAGACCCUCGACACCAACUCUCUCCAGGACUGGCAUCACACAAACCUGCGUCUCAACCCGCGCUGGUUCUCUUCUGCAGCUGCACAUCGUUCUCGCAGCUGCCGCUUCACACCGCCAGGCAGCAGCCAAGCAGCCAAAGAGAUCAUGCCGAUGGCGAGCGCGACGGCCAGCAGCAGCAGUCUGCAGCGCGGCUCGCGUCUCCCGAGCCGGCAGCAGAGCCCAGCCGCCGCGGCCGCGGCAGGCUCGGUGGCCGGCGCGAAGGCGACGGCGUCACUGCUGCUGUGUGUGGUGCUGCUGGGCACAUGCGGCUUGGGCCGGGCAGCGCCUGCAGGCGCAGCCGCAGACGACACGCGGUGCCGGGGCGCGCUCAAGCUGCAGACAGACCCGGCGGUGCAGGCCUUCAAGAAGUGCGCCGACAAGACGCCCAUCCCCAUUGACUGCUGCCUCAAGAUGAUCCCCUUUGCUCCCUAUGCCGACUGCCUGCAGCUGCCGACGUACAAGUCCAUGGCCGACUCCUUCCUGGCGCCCACAGUCACCGUGGACCGCGCGCUGCGGGAGUGCCUGGGCUAGCAGGCUGUAGCAGGAGGCGGCAGCUAGAGGCUGUAGCAGGGCGCUGCUAUAUCUGUUGUGGUACGCUGUUGUGGUAUGUUGCGGUUUGUUGUUGUAGUGGCAGUACCUUUGAUGGGUGCGGGCGCCAGACUGGCUGCAGCAGGGCGGGGGCGGAAAGCCUCGGUGAGGGACCAGGGUGUAUGAAAGACUGAGUCGUCGGUGUGGGUUACUGGUGGCGGGUGGUGCCGCUAUUGCUGUUGCGCCUGGUGUGACGUUAGGUUAGGCUGACUACAAGUCUAGGGGUGCCGGCAUGCGGUUAGGUGUGGCAGGGAUGGCAGCCACGCACGGGGCUUGGAGAGACGAGGUAUCGCAGAGGCUGCUUGGAGGUUGGGUGAGGUGCGAAUACGUCUCGGAGGCGAGUGGGAGGCGGGCCCCGCUGCCAGGGCCACGUCAGGCAGGGGCGUUAGUUAGUGUCACCUAACCUGCACCCUGUGUUGGUGACUGGUGUUGACGGAUGCUUACUGUUCGUGUCUGAUCUCUCUCGACCACUAAGGCGCUAUGGCGCGGGACCCAGUGACCUGGGCCUCGACUGGUGGUGGCGGUGGGCGGGCAUCGUGUCACCCCUGUAAUGGUGCCGGAAC
Chlamydomonas reinhardtii is the source of this 1196-nucleotide messenger RNA. RefSeq lists its product as uncharacterized. The coding region runs from base 151 to 576 and encodes 141 amino acids. The transcript is spliced from 5 exons. The record is from RefSeq and is a predicted model, not a curated record. Lineage: Eukaryota; Viridiplantae; Chlorophyta; Chlorophyceae; Chlamydomonadales; Chlamydomonadaceae.